AUGGCGGUGCCUCAGCGGACCCUCAACUGGCUCUACAGUGUAUUGACCAAGGAUCACUACGAUCCGCAACAGACUUACCAAGACCCCAAUCGGACGUACCACGACGUCGCCAACGCGCUCACCCAGUACCCCUCACUCUCCCCUCGAACAGAUGUAUACACAUAUGAAACAGGCUUCUCGGCCCUACUCCUGCACCUCGUGGGCACCUUGCCAGUCACGUUCCGAGGGACAACAUAUCGAUUCCCCAUUGCGCUGUGGAUUCCAAACACAUACCCGCGCGAACCACCCAUUGCAUAUGUGACUCCGACGCAGGAUAUGGCUGUUCGUGUUGGACAGCAUGUGACGCUGGAGGGGCAGGUGUAUCAUCACUACCUGGCACACUGGGCCGAAGCUUGGGAUCGAUCUAGCAUCGCCGAUCUGCUGUCUAUCCUCCAGGAUGUUUUUGCCAAGGAGCCACCUGUCCGAUACAGGCAACCACCCCAGGCCCAUCCAGUUCAGGCACAGACACAAACACCGCCGCCAUUACCUCCUCUCCCGCCCGGAGCUGGAAGCUCUACUACACCUGUACAGCCACAGCGAGCUCAGUCUAUAAGCCAGGUACCUCCGCCACCUCCACCGAAGCCAGGCGCAACUGGGGAGAAUCGACAUCCACAGCCAUCACAAUUGGAUGAUCGAUAUCGAUCUCCCCCGCCGCCACCAAAAGAGCAAGAUCCUCGUCUAGCAGCGCUUUCACAGACACCUGGUCUGAGAGCUCACCCGCAACAGUACUAUCCGCCUGGCCAAGGUGGUCCUAUAUCACCCCCGCCAGCUCAGGGUGCCGCGCCAUAUUAUAGAAACAGCGGAGUGCCACCUCAUGUCUCUGCUAAUGUGCAAGGCCAAUAUCCCCCUCAGACAUAUCAACCGCGAUCUCAACUGCCCCAGUCCCAUAUCCCUCAAGCACAAACGCCAGCACAAUCCUUUGCUCCAAAUUACCAAGGCCAAGGAUAUCCUCCCCAAGCACAGCAACAAGCAGGGCCCCCAUACCCCCAACACUCCCCGUACCCAUCAAACUACCCUCAUCCACCACCUGCAGCUCCAGCUCCCAAAGCUCAAACUCAAGACCUUUUGACCUCCCCAUUCGAAGUCGAACUUCCAUCAAUUGCACCCACAGGGCCUGCACCCCCAAUCCCACCAAAUCCAGAGAAAGAUGCAUUGCUACAUGCUGUAUCGCAAACAUUGGCAGAAAUUCUCCGCAUCAACGCCGCUCAGUCCGAUACAGCUGCUCAGUCUCUCGUCUCACAGUCUCGCUCUCUGCAUGCUGCUAUGGCUACCCUGCAGGGCGAGGUUUCAAGUUUGAAUGCCCUGCACGCAACAUUACAGUCCAACACCUCUAUUCUGCAACAGUCUAUCCAUCGUGCCGAUGCUACUAUUGCCGAUGCUCAGGCUCGCUCUACGUCUGUGCAGAAUUCCGCGUCGUCAUCUUCAACUGUUCCCAGUGAUACGCCUGCUGGUCUUCCUCCUAUUGAUGAUAUCCUGGUUGCGCCUACUGUUGUCGGGAAGCAGUUGUACGAUCUCGUUUCUGAGGAGCAGGGUAUUCAGCAAGCGCUCUAUGCGCUGCAGGCUGCGUUGGUUCGAGGUAUCAUUGGGGUUGAUUCUUGGUCGCGGCAUACGCGUAGUCUUGCUCGUGAGGCUCUGCUUAAACGGGCUUUGAUUCGUAAGAUUGGUCGUGGGAUGGGGUUGGAGGAGAGUGUGGUUUGA
Messenger RNA from Penicillium antarcticum, 1737 nucleotides. RefSeq lists its product as uncharacterized. The transcript is spliced from 4 exons. The record is from RefSeq and is a predicted model, not a curated record. The coding region runs from base 1 to 1737 and encodes 578 amino acids. NCBI's taxonomy places the organism in Eukaryota, Fungi, Ascomycota, Eurotiomycetes, Eurotiales, Aspergillaceae. Gene Ontology annotation, molecular function: ubiquitin binding. Gene Ontology annotation, cellular component: ESCRT I complex. Gene Ontology annotation, biological process: protein transport; endosome to lysosome transport; protein modification process.